AUGCUAGACCUGAACAAACAUCUGGAGGCUGAAUCCAACGGCCUAGAGAUUUCCGUCAUACAAUGGCUGACCAGAAUCGACUUCAGGAAAGAGGAAUUAUUACAACAAACUGCUCUGCUGACCACAUCUCAAGCCACCAACAGCCAGUCUGUCAGCAGUGGUGCCAGCAACUGUCAAGAAAUGUUAAUUAGCGCCAUGACUCCACAAGAACGCAACAUUCAGAGUCAGACGCCCACCUCUAAAAGUCAGAAUAACCAUCCACGACCGAGUGCCCGGAGUCAAGCUCUGCUCAACAUGCUUCCGCGAGAAAGUUCAACAGCCGGACCGAAUCAACCAGCUUCCAAUCAACAUGUGCUACAGACUGCAUCAGCACUAAUCUUCGAUGAAGCUGAAAUGGACUAUCAGCCAAUCAAUGUGCUGCUCGAUUCAGGAGCCCAAAGAAGCUUCGUGAGCGCAGACGAAGAGCCAACUAUGUUUGUCCACUCUCAGCUCUACGACGAAUGGGAGAGCUCCAAGAAACUUUCAACUCCUGAAGAAGUUGUAGUGACCUUGAAAAGUCUUCAUAGCUCCAAGAAGAUAAUAAGACAACCAGUUCACACCAAGGAGAAACUAACUGCACCGACCUGGACUGCAGAGCUGUCGCGCACUGAUAAGUGCUUCAUAAGUCAACGGAACCUCACAAUUGCUCAGCACACACUGGAAUCAACCGAGGUCACACCUGAUCUAAUAAUAGGACAAGAUAUACUAAACCAAUACGCAACGAUUUGUUAUGAUGCUCCAACGAUAAUCCUUCCAUCAGGACUCAUUCUAACGCCAACAAUAUUUGGCUACGAUUUCCUGGAACGAGCAGCAUCAGCGCCACAAGACCGAAUAACGGAGUCGUUGGAAUCUCUCACUUCGUUACUCUGA
Messenger RNA from Cooperia oncophora, 909 nucleotides. The record is from the annotation of a GenBank genome assembly. Lineage: Eukaryota; Metazoa; Nematoda; Chromadorea; Rhabditida; Trichostrongylidae.